Nematolebias whitei (Rio pearlfish) is the source of this 1657-nucleotide messenger RNA. RefSeq names its product gamma-adducin-like. Gene Ontology annotation, cellular component: postsynaptic density; plasma membrane; cytoskeleton. Gene Ontology annotation, biological process: barbed-end actin filament capping. Lineage: Eukaryota; Metazoa; Chordata; Actinopteri; Cyprinodontiformes; Rivulidae. The record is from RefSeq and is a predicted model, not a curated record. The transcript has 12 exons. Bases 32 to 1657 code for a protein of 541 amino acids. Gene Ontology annotation, molecular function: actin filament binding.
GAGACAUAGGAGGCGUCGUUUCAGUGAAAACAUGAGUUUGGUGGAUGUGAGGCAGACGGCCGGGUCCCUGACACUGCCCCUGUCCAGCAUCAACUCCAAGGAAUGCCACUUUGACCCAGAGAGCGACCCGGAGCACCACCUUCGCAGCAGGACCCUGUCACCGGAUCUGAGGCAGGACUUCAGUAUGAUGGAGCAGAAGAAACGGGUCACCCAGAUCCUGCAGAGUCCAGUGUUUAAAGAUGAGCUGGAGGGGCUGAUCCAGGACCAGCUGACAAAGGGCAACAACCCCUCUGGCCUCCUGGCUCUGAGACAGAUCGCUGACCUGGUCAUGGCCAGCACCGUGGGAGGGGCUGGCCCCUUGACGUCUCCCAUCAGCUUUGGAAUGGUGACUCCAGUCAAUGAUCUGUACAGCACUGAGACUCCCUCCUUCGCCAAAGGGGAGAAGCAGAGUCGCUGCAAGCUGGCCACCCUCUACAGGCUCGUUGACCUCUUCAGCUGGGCUCAUUUUACAAGCUCCUACAUCACUGUGCGUGUCAGUAAAGAGCAGGAUCAUGUUCUUAUCAGUCCACAAGGUCUCUCGUUUGCUGAGGUGACAGCAGCAAAUCUGGUGAAAGUAAACAUAAUUGGCAAUGUUGUGGACCAGGGUUCUACUGAACUGGGCAUCGACCAUUUUGGAUUUGCUCCUCAUGCUGCCAUUUACUCGAUGCGCCCCGAUGUGAGAUGUAUCAUCCAUAUACACACCCCAGCUACAGCUGCUGUGUCCUCCAUGAAAUGUGGAAUCCUGCCCAUUUCCCAGGAGGCUUUGCUUCUGGGAGACGUGAGCUGCUUUGGUUACCAUGGCAGCCUGGAUAAUAAAGAGGAGAAGGUGGAGUUUCAGAAAGCACUGGGCCCGACUGCCAAGGUGAUGAUCCUGAGGAACCAUGGGCUGCUGGCUUUAGGAGAAACAGUAGAAGAAGCUUUUCACUAUGUGUACCACUCACAGCAAGCCUGUGAAAUCCAGGUGAAUUCUCUGAGGUGUUCAGGCGGCGCGGACAAUCUUGUGCUCCUGGACAAGGAGAAGUUUAAACCUCUGACCCAGGGAGUGGCUGCUGCCGGGGUGGUGAUAGACAACCAGGUCAAGUGGAAGGUGGGCGAGGCUGAGUUCGAGUCUUUCAUGAGGAUGCUGGACAACCUGGGCUACAGAACAGGUUACUCGUAUCGGAACCCGAUUGUCCGUGAAAAACCUCGCUCCAAGAACGACGUGGAGAUCCCAGCCACUGUAUCCGCCGUGCCGACUGAGGACGGCGAGCUGGAUCUGCGCAGCCCCUUAAAGUUUAUGGUGCAGAAACAGCAGAGGGAAAGGACCCGGUGGCUCAACUCACCCAACAGCUACUUGAAGGUCAACGUCCCUGAACAGUCGCCCAGCGGGGACGUCAGCCCCAGGUCCAAAAUCACAUGGAUGAAGUCUUCACAGCCAGGCAACAGCGUUGGCACCCCAAUAAAAAUCGAGGACCCUAACCAGUUUGUCCCACUUAACACUAAUCCAUCUGAGGUUUUGAGUAAAAGGAACCGGAUUAAGGAGCAGCACAGAGGGGAUCUGAUGACUGCAGGACCCAAGUCACAGUUACUAGCAGGCAUUGUUGUGGACACCAUCCCAGGACCAUUUGUAAAGCAGUAA